This is a messenger RNA of Labrus mixtus (cuckoo wrasse), 1122 nucleotides long. RefSeq names its product transmembrane protein 223 (gene tmem223). Gene Ontology annotation, biological process: nervous system development. Bases 187 to 969 code for a protein of 260 amino acids. The record is from RefSeq and is a predicted model, not a curated record. Lineage: Eukaryota; Metazoa; Chordata; Actinopteri; Labriformes; Labridae. Gene Ontology annotation, cellular component: mitochondrion. The transcript has a single exon.
AAUUUUGGUCACUGCUACUUGCCGUAGCACAAUAUCUGACGUCAGGCAUAACAAGUAUGGCGGCCGCCCCUAUGCCCUCGUAGUUGACUAGUAACUCAAGAUAACACGUUUUACUAACGAACUGUGCAUAAUUGGGUUUAUUGGUCAAUUCGGGGUGUAGAAAAUAUAGGUAUUUAUUUUUCGGAAAUGGGUUUAGAGCGGCUUCUACGCGGGGCGCUGACGUGUUACUCUACACAUUGUCGACUCCUUCACAUCCAGCAACACGUCAGAGUGUUUCGUGUUUCGAUGUCUACUGGGGCUUUUCCGAGCAUGUCCAGCGUGGUUAACCGGGUAACUUGUGCAUCAGGACUGCUCGGUAGGAGUCGCAUUGGACUCGCUCACAGACAGCUCUGCUCCUCCGUCCAGCCCUCCAGAGAUGUCACCCUGUUCGAGCACGACAAGACCGGCUUCUUCCGGCUCCUCUCGGUCUUCUGUGGCGGACAGUUUCUCUUCUGGACAUACCUGGGCCACUUUGCAUACACUGGGCUCAGAGACACCGGAGGCUCUACAGAGGAAGACGUCACUAAGGCUGCCACCACAACAACCGGGCUGGCUGGACUGUGGAGUUUUGAGAUGAACCUGGGGUCCAACACCUGGAGGUACGGCUUCACGGUGGGGUGCCUUGCUAUUGGAGCUGGAAUAGUCGGGCUCGGGGUUGUGUUUUGCCGGCGCUCUGUCAACCAGGUGAUUUUACACCAUGGCGGGAAAAUGGUGACAGUGACCACACAGUCACCUUUGGGAGCAGGCCAAGGCCGCAGACUGACAGUCCCGCUGUCACAGGUGGCCUGCCAUGCUCACAGACAGGAGUCCCCCUCAUUCAUCCCCCUCAGGGUCAAAGGACACAAGUUCUACUUUCUUCUGGACAAAGAGGGGACUGUGAACAAUGCAAGGCUGUUUGACAUCACAGUUGGGGCUUACCGGCCAGUUUAAAUUGUGGUUAGUCAAGUACUUUGACCAAAAAUGUGUGAGUCAAAAUUCAACUUUGGUCCACAGAUGUGACUUUACAUGUCUGCCACUCCAUUACUUCAGUUUUUGCUUGAUUGUAUUUCUUCAUUUUAAUAAAAUGAAAGAUUAAAAGUGCAA